AUGGAAUGUAGUGUAUGCAAAGGACCUACGAAAUUAUGCUGUUCAAGGUGUAUGAAAAGUUAUUACUGUAGUCGAAUGUGUCAAAAGAAAGACUACUCCAAACAUAAGAUCGAAUGUUCUCCAAGGUCUGCAGACCUUCUUGUUACAAGUGUUUUUGACGAUUUAAUACCCACGAAUGAAGCAGUACUUUACGAAUAUGGCUUUAAUAACUGUAUAGAAAAUACAAGAGAUCAAUGUAUGAUGCUAGGUUUAUAUGCUGGCCUUCAUAUUUACACAGACCACGAAACAAAUGCUCAUUUUUUAAAAACCAUUGAUAUUUCAAAUCUUUCCGAACGUGAUCAAAAAGUUCCCUUCGAAUCUUUUUCAGAACCAAAGCGUCAUAUUAUUGGUUUAUACAUAAUUAUACUCACAAAUUGUAUUCCAAGAAUUGAACUUGAUUCCUGGAUUGACUUUGGAUUUGCUAGUUGUAAAUAUGAUGAUGAUUGGAUAGGAGAAAAAGAAGUGCAGUUGCUUUCACUAUAUCGAGAACUUAUCAUUAAAAAGAAUUGUAAGAUUGAUGAAUUCAAUGAUGCGUACGUGUCUGGAAAAGUAUUGGAUUUGUUAAAAAGAAAAUGUGAUAAUAACCCUUGGUUAUCAGAAAACAAAUUGGUGCUUCGAGGAUACAGACAAUCAAUGAAAAGUGUCUAUUCUCUUAAACAAUAUGUGCUUUGUGAAUUCUUAGGACUUGUAAAUCCCUUGCGAGUAGAUUAUGGCUUUAUGAAUUAUCGUACAGAAAACGAGAUUAAAAAUAUGUAUCCCAAAUUUGAUCCACAAGAGUUACGUGAGGCCUGUAUAAAAGGAAAAAUUUUCAAUUAUGUAAAGUCUAUUCUUCCUUCUAAUGAAUUAAAGCCAAUCUUUUGA
Diversispora eburnea is the source of this 900-nucleotide messenger RNA. The record is from the annotation of a GenBank genome assembly. Lineage: Eukaryota; Fungi; Glomeromycota; Glomeromycetes; Diversisporales; Diversisporaceae.